GAAACUGUAUUUGUGAGCUGAUAGACUGACAGAUUUCUUUUGGUUUAAUUUGUUUUCAUUGCUAUUCGGUCAGAGUUUCGGUUUUAUCGGUUGGCUAUUGCUCUGCUUUUGCUUUUAUAAAAAAAAAGAAACUGCAACGCUCUGCACUAAAAAUUCAAAAUUUCUUUAAUAAAUUUAAUAUCAGUACGUACAUAUAUUGGCAAUUGCACAAUUGAAGUAAAUUUGCUACUCAAUCACUUUGGCGUUUAUAUAGAGCUCCAAAAUCCAGACAGAAACUACAAGUGAGGUGCUGCGUGCUUGCGAAGUUUAGUUGGUGCAUUGAGUUGGUCGUGGAAAGAUUGUGGUACUUGCCUACUAAAUUACCUAAACUAAGUUCGUUGAUUUCCUGAGCGGUCGCGCGGUUUGCUGCAAAAAUACAAAAUGUCAAAUCAAAGUGAAGCGAAAGUGGCGAUAGCUGCGCCGGUAGCAGCAAAACCAGUAGCAGCUGAAGUAGUAGCACCUAUUCCAAAUGGUUUGAAAUUCUUGUUUGGCGGUCUUGCUGGCAUGGGCGCCACCUGCAUUGUCCAGCCACUAGAUUUGGUUAAGACAAGAAUGCAAAUAUCUGGUGCUGGUGGUGGUAAGAAGGAAUAUCGUAACUCAUUCCACUGCAUACAGACAGUAGUGAAAAAUGAAGGCCCAUUGGGUUUGUAUAGAGGUAUCGGUGCUGCUUUGUUACGUCAGGCUACAUAUACUACCGGUAGACUUGGCGUCUACACCUAUUUGGUGGAUAUCUUCCAAACAAAAUUCCAACGUUCACCCGGUGUAGUUGACAGCAUGGCAAUGGGUGUGAUAGCUGGCGCUUGUGGUGCCUUUAUUGGUACACCAGCUGAGGUAGCUUUAAUUCGCAUGGCCAGUGAUGGACGUUUGCCGCCAGCUGAAAGACGCAACUACACCAAUGUGGUUAAUGCGUUGACACGUAUAGUGCGUGAGGAAGGUGUUACCGCAUUAUGGCGUGGCAGUAUCCCUACUAUGGGACGCGCUAUGGUGGUGAAUAUGACACAACUUGCUUCAUACUCACAAUUUAAGACCUACUUCAAAAAUGGCCCACUCAAAAUGGAAGAAGGCAUUGCUCUACAUUUCUGUGCAAGUAUGUUGAGUGGCCUGCUGACUACUAUCACCUCUAUGCCGCUAGACAUCGCCAAGACACGUAUACAGAAUAUGAAGACAGCUGAAGGUGCGAAACCAGAAUAUCGCGGCACUGUCGAUGUAUUAAUGAAGGUGGCACGUCAAGAAGGUGUGCUUGCUUUGUGGAAAGGUUUCACACCAUACUUCUGUCGCUUGGGACCACAUACUGUAUUGACCUUCAUCUUCCUGGAGCAAAUGAACCAAGCAUAUCGUGAUUAUGCUAAACGAAACAGCGAAAAAUCAAGUGGAUUGUGAUGUAAUCAUAUCGACAGCUAGUGGUGCGUGUGCGCCUUUUGUUGUUUUUUGUUUGCUGCGACUAAGUAAAUAUCUAUAUAUAACGUUGCCUAUAUUCCAGUAACGAAGUGCAAAUAUUCACAUGCUAGUAGCUAAAAAUUGUCUGCGAAAAACAAAGACUCGAACUAUUUGUAUACAUAUAAUUAAUUUUGCAAACAAUUGUACAACGGAUCUUCAAAUAAUUGUGAAAAAUAUUAAGUAAAAUAACAUGUGUAUGUAUUAAAAUUUUAGUUUGUUGUAUUGAGCGGCAUAAAAGCAGAAAAGUGAAUAAAUGCUUAAUUGAUUUAUGUACAUAUGUAUGCAUGUAGUUGUAAAUUGCACAAUGAAUUAGCGCAAAACGCGGAAACAAGCAUUAAUAAUAAUAAGUACAAAAUUGUAACAAGAAUAUAAUUAUUAUUGUUGUUUAUGUUAUAAAGCAUCCAACAUUUGUUAACUAUAUCGAUUAUUACAUACACAAUAUCUAAAUACAUAAGUGAAUUGUACAUUUUAUUUUGUAAAUUUUUUGUGUAGUUAUAACAAAAUGCACAUGUAUAUACAUACCUACAUACAUAUACAAAUAUAUCGAAAUGCCACUUAAGAGCAUCAUAGACUUUGCGCAAAUAAAAAAAGAAAUAUGUUGUCAAUUUAAUUUGUAAAAACUGGAAGGACUAAAACCCCGAUAUUUAGACAAUAAUAUAUAAACUGUUAUAAUCGAAAACAAA
This is a messenger RNA of Ceratitis capitata (Mediterranean fruit fly), 2159 nucleotides long. RefSeq names its product mitochondrial 2-oxoglutarate/malate carrier protein. The transcript has a single exon. Lineage: Eukaryota; Metazoa; Arthropoda; Insecta; Diptera; Tephritidae. Gene Ontology annotation, molecular function: antiporter activity; sulfate transmembrane transporter activity; malate transmembrane transporter activity. The coding region runs from base 421 to 1419 and encodes 332 amino acids. Gene Ontology annotation, biological process: phosphate ion transmembrane transport; oxaloacetate transport; succinate transmembrane transport. The record is from RefSeq and is a predicted model, not a curated record.